AUGGCCACCUCCCUGUGGGCGCUGGAGGAGGCAGGUGUCCGGAGGAGGUCAGCUGAGGUGGCUCUGGAGGCUCUGCCAGCCAAGCCCGAGAACAUUUCUUGCAUCUACUACUACGAGAAGAAUUUUACCUGCACCUGGAGCCCAGAGAAAGAAGCCAGUCACACGUGGUACAGGGUCAGGAGGACUCACUCUUAUGGACGUAAAAGUGACACUUGUGAUUCUACAAGCGAGACCCCCACUUCGUGCUCCUUCCUAACUUCAAUCACAAUCCCAGACAAUUACACCAUCCAAGUGGAGGCUCGGAAUGCAGACGGGGCCGUGGAGUCUGCUGUGACACAUUGGCGCUUAGAUACCAUAGUAAAAAUGGACCCACCUGUGAUUUCCAGUGUGAAACCAGUUUUGGGCUUCAAACGGAUGCUUCAGAUCCAAUGGGCCAAGCCCGAGCUGGCCCCCGCCUCUUCCGCGUUGCAGUGCCGGCUUCGGCUCAGAACAGCCAACAGCACCCACUGGAUGGAAGUCAGCUUCUGGGUCGAAGAAGAGACCGAGAAAAACCAAACCUACAACCUCACGGGGCUGCGGGCCUUCACGGAGUACGAGGUGGCGCUGCGCUGUGUGGCCCAGGAGUCCGCCUUCUGGAGCGGCUGGAGCCGCGUGCACAGCGGGACCACCGAGGAGGAAGCUCCCCUGGGCCUGGACCUGUGGAGGGUGCUGGGACCCACCUGGGCGGAUGGGAGCCGCCCCGUGAGGCUGCUGUGGAAGAAGGCCAGAGGAGCCCCGGCCCUGGAGAGAGUACUCGGCUACCACGUAUGGUACUUUCCGGAAAACACCACCAACCUCACGGAGACCGUGAACACCACCCGCCAGCCGCUGGAGCUGACGCUGGGCGCCGAGGCCUACCGGGACUGGGUUCUGGUUCUGAAGGCCCGGGGAGUGGUGGGUGCGUUCCCGGGCGUCGAGGCCGUGCAGGCCCACCUCUCGCAGGACCGGCUGGUGGUGGCGUGGCAGAACUCCACUCCGCACGUGGACUCAUGGAGGGUGGAGUGGUCCCCCGAUCUGGACUCCGAGCCCCCCACCGUGUGCUGGGAGGCGGUGACCGGGGCCAGGAACUGGACGAUCCGGAGAGAUGAAUUAGACCCUCUCCAGUGCUAUAACAUCUCCGUGUAUCCAAUGUGGCAAGACCGUGUGGGCAAGCCGUGUUCUGUCCAGGCCUACGCCAAGGAAGGCGCCCCGUCAGUAGGUCCCGUGACCAAGGCAGAGGGCAUCGGCCUGAACACUGUCACCAUCAGGUGGGAAGAGAUCCCCAAACAUCUGAGAAACGGCUUCAUCUGCAACUACACCAUCUUCUACCAGCCCGCGGGCGGGGGGGAGUUCGCCAAGACGGUCGGCGCCAGCACCCUGCAGUGCGGCCUGGAGUCCUUGGCGCGCGGGACCUCUUACUACGUCUGGGUCAUGGCCAGCACCAGCGCCGGCGGCUUCAACGGCACCACGAUCAACUUCAAGACGCUGUCCAUCAGUGUCCUGGAGACCUGCCUCGCAGCGGCGCUGGGCGGGGGCGGGCUGCUCAUCCUCAGCGUCCUGGCUGCGGCCUGUGGCCUCCGGAAGCCCAACUGGGAUAAGCUGCACCUGAGGGAGGUUGAUGAUGCCGUGAGCACAGAGGACAGGAUUCUCAAGCCCUGGGCUGCCCCCAGCGACCUCAUUGACAAGUUGGCGGUGAACUUUGAGUAUUUCCUGGAAGAGGUUUCCGCAGAGGAGGCGGAAAAGGGCCAGGAAAACAUCCUGGGAGGGGACAAGAAUGAGUACGUGAUCUCCCCUUUCAGGCCUUACUGUGUCCUCGAGCCGCUCACUACAGCCGAGGCCCCACCCACUGCAGCUGAGGCCCCUCCCACUUCAGCUGGGGGCCUGCUCACUUCAGCUGAAGUCCCUCCCACUGUAGCUGAGGCCCCUCCCACAGCAUCUAAGGCUCUGCCCACUGCUGCUGAGGCCCUUCCCACUGCUGCUGGGGGCCCGCCCAUGGCAGCCAAGGCCCCUCCCACCUCAUCCAAGGCUCUGCCCACUGCUGCCAAGGCCCCACCCACUGCAGCUGAGUCCCCUCCCACUGCAGCUGGGGGCCCGCCCACUUCAGCUGAAGUCCCUCCCACUGUAGCUGAGGCCCCGCCCACAGCAUCCAAGGUUUCUCCCACUGCAGCCAAGGCUCCUCCCACUUCAUCCAAGGCUCUGCCCACUGUGGCCGAGGUUCCGCCCAGAGAGCCCCAGUGCCUAUUCUCUGGCAGCUGGGAGGGCACCUGCCCGGAAGCUGAGGAGCGACUUCUCCCUUCUGCCCAGGGCCCAGGGCCCGCCUGCGCCUGCGAGGAGGGGGCGCUCAACCCGUAUCUGAAAAACUCGGUGACCACCAGGGAGUUUCUCCUGUCUGAGGAACUUCCAGACCAAACCAAGAGCGCCAUCUAGAGGCCUCACCCGCGUCCCUCUGCCGGCGACCUGCAGGGCGGCAUCCCAGCUGCAUCUUCACACCCAUCCCCUCACGUCUCGCCUGCCUCUGAGCCAAGCGCGCAGAGGGGACCCCCAGAGGGAGGAGGGGUGCGGAAGCCCAGCCCGUUGUCCAGGAAAAGCCCUGUCGUUCCCUUUGCUCCGAUAAGAAGCUCCUGCGGAGGCCGGGCAGCCUGGCUGGGAGGACGGGGGCCCAGUGGCUGGUCAGGGUCACGGCCUGGCGGCCACUCCUCAGAGCCCAGACACAUUUUCCCGUGGCCAGGGCAGUGGUCUCGCUGGCUCCUGGGGAGGCUGAUGGAGGGAGUGUCUCCCAUCACCGCAGCCUCCCCGGGCCCCGGCCGCCCCCCUGAGUCAUCACUGAUGUCUGUCCCUCCUCGUCGCCCGUUAUGUCUCCAGGUCCGCAGCAGCACCCCACAGCCCCUCCCCGGCCCACAGACCCGGCGCUGCCAGGUCACGGGCGAUUCCUGGGCACGGGCUCCUGACGCGGCCAGCAGGUCUGCCCCAUCUCCAGGCCACUGCCCAGUGCAAACCUCGUUCCCAGGGGCCCCUCUGCCCCCCGUCUUGCCCCGAAACCCAGGGUAGAAAGACACCCCCACUUCAGGGGCUUUGCAUUGAACCUCAGCUGACUCGGUGCCGGGCAGGCUGGUGGACACACCCUUGGGGCCUCUGCCCAGGACAGCUGCUGCCUCCGCAGCAGGCCCUGCCUGUGCCCGUGGAGCCCGGAGCUCAGACCCCUGGCAGUCAGGGGCCCCAGAGCCUCUGUGCGGACGGCAGGGGUCAGCUGCCCUGACCGGGGACUAGGGUUGGCUCUGGGCUGCAAGGACGCCAGAUGCGGCUGCCGUGUGGCCGGAGCCUGGUGGCAUGUUCUCCCGUGAGGGGCAGUCCCGGGGGGCCUCUUGGCCACCGCUCAGCUGUGCAGACACAUGGCUCACGCUCCUGUCACUGGAACCAGCUCUUGGCCCAAGGCCCUGGCACGGGCAGUGACGCGGCCCCGGUGGGAUUCCCAGUGCUCACGUCUGUGACUCGGGCCGUGUGUUCUGGGGCCGAUUCUGAGGGGUCAGUGGAGAGGCUGGAGUGUGUCCCAGGGGGUGUCUGCCCAGGGCUGGUGUCGGCUGUGCCUGCCCUGGGAGUCACCGGCCACUCUCUGCAGCCAGUGGCUGUGCCCUGGCCGUGGGCACAGAUCAGAGGGACUGCUGUCCCAAUGCGCGCUCCCUUCCCCGCUAGCGUCUGCAGCACCCGCAGUCUUCUCCUCCCGGCUCCCAGGACAGAGCGCUGGUCAGCAGGGAGGGGCCAGCAGGCACUGGGACACGCUACAGUUCUGGGGCCAGAAAGGGACCAAGCAGAGGGUACCCCAACUCUGGGCUGAGGUGGGUUCUCCCCUGACCCCCACCCCCACAGUGUGACUAGGGUACUUCUGCGAGCCCCCUAUCCCCCCAGAGUUCCAGGUGCCCUUUGUACCCUGCCGUUGGAUUGUGACUUUUUGCGGGGGUCGAGCCUGGUGCCCACGCUGGGGGCCGCCUCACAUUGUGUGCGGGGUGGGGCCUGGGAGGGCCGCCUGGAGGGAAGGGAGAGGGGCACGUGGAAGGGGUCCUCUCACCUUGUCUGUCUCCCCAUGAGGCUCUCAGUGUUAAAAUCCAAGAAGUUGAUGGCUGGGCAGAGAGAGGGGUGCAGGGCCUGUGAGUGGGUGUCAGGGGUGGAGCGGUUACCUCUGCUGCUCUCCCAUCUGCUACACCCUCCGCCUGGCCCUCCCGGCCCCUCUCUCCCUCGCCCUCCCUCCCACCCGGCUUUGCUGC
Myotis davidii is the source of this 4277-nucleotide messenger RNA. RefSeq names its product interleukin 31 receptor A (gene IL31RA). Lineage: Eukaryota; Metazoa; Chordata; Mammalia; Chiroptera; Vespertilionidae. Gene Ontology annotation, molecular function: cytokine receptor activity; cytokine binding. Bases 1 to 2445 code for a protein of 814 amino acids. Gene Ontology annotation, biological process: cytokine-mediated signaling pathway. The transcript has 15 exons. Gene Ontology annotation, cellular component: signaling receptor complex; external side of plasma membrane. The record is from RefSeq and is a predicted model, not a curated record.